This is a messenger RNA of Phytomonas sp. Hart1, 5481 nucleotides long. The record is from the annotation of a GenBank genome assembly. Lineage: Eukaryota; Euglenozoa; Kinetoplastea; Trypanosomatida; Trypanosomatidae.
AUGCUUUACGAACGUACAAGGUUCAGAGAUAAAUUACCACAGGUUCCCCUCUAUACUGACGAAGCAGUAUUCACUUCUGGUCCCUUAAAUAUUGGAGUAGAAAAGAACAUUCUUACCCAUGAAAGCCGAACCUCUUUUAUGUGUCGGGACUGUUCUUCUCAAAAGGCUACCGAUGAGUCGAAGAAAAAAGCUGCUGGGAGUAGCAGCCACGCCACCGGAGAGCUGGCAUUAUACGCGCACCACGGCCAGCUGCAUCAUACAGACAAACCAACCCAUGUUGAGGUUCUGCCAUCCUCCUUUUACGACCCGUACAGCUGGCUCCAAGCAUCUCAAGAAUUGUACCGUGAAGGCUUCACCAAAAAUGCUUGGAUAGCCCUUUCACACAGAAAGCGCGCCACUUUGAACACUCACAAUGUCGUCCGCGCUGCGUGUUGUGUUCGCGUGCUUCCUCAGUUGGAUGUAAUCAAGGCUGCACUCAAGAAGCCCGCUGCGGAUCAACGUCGGGAGUGGUACGAAAUGUGGGAGUCAGCAUCCGCGUAUGGCGGCGACAGCCGCAAUGGAACUGGAACCCGACUACGUGGUUCGCCCUCCGACGAAGCCUCCAUGGCAUACAUCCCCACGCCGCACAUUUGGGCCGCAAUUAGUAAGCCAGAGGGGCAUGAAAUUAACGUGCACGACGCCUUUACUGGUGCACGCCUCCUACGCAUCUCGGAGCCUAAAGGACAGCUAACUGUAACCAGUCUCCUUCAUGCUCCUUUUCGCGGCUUUAUGGAUCGACAACUGAGGGUGAUAUCUAUUCACAAACCAAAGGACUUACUUCGCUUAAAAACUCAGCAGCUAAUCGAGACCGACUACGUUUGGGUGGGGUUUACGGACGGUUCGGUCAGACUGUUUCCGGCCAACCCGAAUCGCAUUCGCAACACGGAUCGUUCCGAGCAAAUGGUGAAGGGUGAACUCGAGGACGUAGUUUUUGAGCUUCCCAAGUACCACAACGCCAGUAUCGUCGCCAUUUCACGGAGUCCCUGUCAUGAAGAUGACAAGGGCAUGGACUUAUCGACCAUGAACCGGCUUAGCGCGGCCAUUCAAUAUAUGACUGCAGCCAGCGCUAAGAGCUCCGAAGACAGCCGAGAGCAUCUUUCUCUAAUGUGCACGGCAUCCGUCGAUUCAUGCAUCGUGGUAUGGGAUGUUCGCAAAAUCUAUCAAACCAUGGAGGCUAUGCGAAACCACAAAGCAGGGGGGACCCUUCGGGGCCCCAAUUCACGUGGAACUAAAUGGGGGGAUUACAAGGACGCGUCUUUGGGUGCUGUGGAUAGCGUAUUCUGUCCGGAUUCAGCCUCCAGCGAAGUGGUUACUAUAGAUGGUUAUUCCUCGGGAUCGUGUGACCAUAAGAAGAUCUUUUCCAUCCGCUCCACCUGCACGAUGAUCAAGGUGCGACCGAUAUUAAAACUGAAGGGAGGUGUGACAGCUUUGAAAAGCAUCCAGUGGGUAUCUACCCUUGUCACCACCGAGGGUUAUCAAGUAGGUCGUCGUGUAGUUGAUGUCACUCGCGAUGCACAGGAGCAAAGAGCUCCUAAGUUUGUGAAAAACUGCCGUGAUGUUCAGCGACUAACACGGUUUCAGCGUCGUGAGGAGCAUCGCCGUGUGCUGAGGCUAGAUGAAAGCGAAAUGCAAGAAGUGGAAGAGGAGCUAAAGAGUCUCAUGCCCGCAUUGUCAGACGAACCUAUGCAAUCUCUACGAAUUAACUUGAUUAUCGCCGGCGACAGUGUAGGCUCGAUUCAUCUGUGGAAUCUCGAUGAGGAACUGCGUUACAAGCAAAUGCAAGAUCCAUUUGAUUGUGGUGUCGGGCUUGAGAAAUAUGAUGUUAGUCCACAACAAAUUGGCUCUCCGAUCGGGACGAUACCCGACGGCAGCUCCGUGAGCAUGCGGAACCUCUCCGUAAGCCCUGGACGCACCAGUCUUGGGUCCCACCAGAUGUGUUACAGCACUGCUAGCCCAUCCGUCCAUAUGAGUGCUAUAGAAAGCGUUUCGAAGGCCCCUCGAAGUGCGAAAAUCAAGGGAAAAGAGCCGAAAACUGCCCCAAAGAGAGUCACUAGCACAGUCACUGUUCCAUUGCUCAGUGGCCCAUCAAAAGGCCAUGCGCCUCUUUCUGCACAAAAGAAAACUGGUGCUGUUAUUCUGGGGAAAGAAGCCAAAUCAUCCCUGUUAAGUAGACCAAAGGUAGUGGCUGCAGCUGACAGCGUGACAACUGUGCGGACGACCAAGCGUCCCUUGUCGUCUGUCACUCCGUCUCGGUGGAGGACCCCUGGCCGUCCAAAGGAAGAAAAACAUUCCAAGGAUGCUAUUGAACCUCCAAUGGUUAAAGCAGAAGCGACCCAUCUUCUUCAGGGUCGAUUUAGUAGGCUACAGAAGCUAGCGACCCUACAGCGCGAUGUGCACGUCCCUCUGAAAGCGAUCAAUGCUAUCAUGAAUUCCAAUGACAUGAUCUUGACAGCAAACAAUAACCCUUCUAAUGAGGCCGCUUCGAAUCCUCAAGCUAAGCGGCGGUCUAACGUCGCUUCAAGGAUGUCAACGCCAGCAAAAUCCACCAAGUCCAUUCGUCAGAGGAUCUCACAAAAUCAAGUAAAUGCUACAAAGGAAGAGAAAAAAACAACUUCUGUUUCCUUAUCAUGCCGAAAGGGAGGGGAAUCACAGACCACUGACCGUGCUACUCAAAAAAAUACUAAUACUCGGGGGAAAGUCCUAAACAACUUACUAUCCACACAGCGAAAGGCCAGCACGAGCCCUAAACCUGUAACACGAAAAGACAUCCUGAGCCGUGUGUCUAAGUGUCGCAUUGAGUUCACAGGUGGAGUUGCCAUCACUGGUAUGGCUGUAGACAUCCCUAAUACUCUUCGGAUCACGCUACGCCAAUCUCCCAACCCUGUGGAACGACUUUUUUCCCUAGUGGAAGAGCCCUCACCGGAGGAAGUGGAACGACGGAGAUUGGAAAAUUCAUUUGAGGAGAUGACAGAGGAUAAGGCACUCUUUUUUGUCUUCCAGAAAUUACAGCUAUAUGUGGCAGUGGAGGGGAUAGUUCUAAAUCUUGAAUGCACACCGUCUUGGCAUGAAGACGCCGACGGGUAUGACUAUUUCAAGCAAUUGAAGAACUUAGAUCAGGGAGAUGUAAUGUCCUCCCUUCUCGCGUCUACUCAAAUAGAGGAGAUACCUGUAGUUGGAGAGGUGGGAUUCCCCUGCUUCAAUGUACAACUACGGAGGAGAACCCUAGAGGUACACUCUCAGCCUGUAAUAAAUCUUUUUUUUGACAACACCCGCGGGUUGAUAUGGGUGGCGCGCAACGACGGUCUCCUUUCGCUCUUUUCAAAACACACAAAGCGAAUCGUGACACGUAUAGCGCAUCCCUGCGCGGAUUCUGCACUUGGACCACCACUUUACGCGGAGUGGGAAAAACAACAGCAAGCUUAUCUUCGGGAGUCCAACCUAGGGCACUCACACCUUCGCCUGGAGCGGCAUGAGGAGACCAAAGGCUAUGAACCUGCCCAUUUUAACAGUUUCUUGCCCUUUUCCAAGAGAUCACAAACUACAUUGAUAUUGCUCUCUGGCCGGCAACAAACCCACAUGGAGGCCUUUAUGUUUGGUGAUCCUCAUUCGCUUUGGUAUGAAGCUGAGAAGUACGCUAAUUCCUUUGGAUUAACUAGAUCUUUUGACACACGUAACUGUAGCGGGCAUUCUUCCUUAGGGUUGGUUUUCAUACAAGCCCAAAAGCUUGAUGGGCGCUCGGAUAUGGAUGUGCAUGCAUGUUGCCGCGAAAUGUGCUCAAGUAAUUUGUUUUAUCGAUUUCUUUGCUACCGUGGCAGGGCUGACCAAGUACGCCGUGCACAGAAGGACAACUACCAGUUUGAGUGCAACCUUAUCAGUGACCGUGUGCGUUAUAUAAUGCAAGAAUUAUUAACCUGCACAUCCUUCUUGACUCUUUCUCGGUGUUAUGACAUUUGGAAGAAGCAUUCAAUGAACUAUCGUCGCGAACACACUUUGAGGCGCCAACGCGCGUCGCGAAUUCAACAGCUGGCUCCUAUUGCCAAUAAUGCGAUGCGAAACACAACAAUUACACAGCAGGGCCGAUGUUUUUACGUUUGGUUUAGUUGGUAUGCUAGAAGGGUCCUAAGGUACAGGGAACACAUACAACAAAAGUUUUAUAUUCACUUGAUGACACCUACACGACGUCUUCCGACAGGGAAGAUGAUGCAGUGGCUUUGGGAGCAACACACACAAGCCCAAGUUUUUAAAUUCUGGAAAAAUUUAGUAGGGAAAAAUGCUCCUCUGAUUCGAAAUGCGCAUUCCAUCUCAAUGACUUCUACACGAACUCUGUCACCGAUACCUACCCCUAUUGUUGCCUUUAAAAGUGCCCUCCAGGGCUGUAAUAAUUUGAUGAACAUCAGUCCACUUGUGCGCACCGAAACUCGUACUUAUCUAGCUGGUUCAGAACCUCAAGCUCCUGGAUUUAUUAGAAAUGUUCCGGAAUACCACACACAACCGGGUAAGUAUUACUGCAAUGACGAUAAUGUAUUUAGAAAACAAGACAAACUUAUGUCAGCACCAAACUAUACCUGUUCCACACUUCACAUUGACCCAUUCCAUCAAGAGAAAGAAAAUAUUACUUCAACUGGUGCCUUUACUGAAUCGCAUCGUGAGGACUCCAAUCUUGUUUUAACAUUUCUUGAGAUAAUGGUCUUGCUUUUUGAUUCACGGCAUGUGAUGAUGAAAUUCAAAGAGAGCAACUCAUCCUCACAGAGUGUUCUGGAUGAGUCCUGGCUCUCCAUUGUGGAGAGUAGUGAGGAGGGUGCCAAAGUAAACGACGAAGAUGGGCACCGCUUAGCCGUCUUUUCAUAUGCCCUACUCCCACUUUUGCAAGGAUUCCUAUCAACAGCUUCAGAUGUCCUUUCCAAUCUAAACGAUCCGUCUGUAUCCGAUGAAGUGGCUUCCUUGAUGUGUGGGGUGCAACUCUGCAUGGAUUACGUCACAGCUGAUUCCGUGUAUUACUUGGAGAGCUUGUUGGUGCGAGAACAAACAGUGUGUAGUGAUAUUUCCACAGGUAUUUUUUCCACUGACAGCGUAAAUGGAUUGUCCUCUGUUGGUUAUGACAGCAAACACAUGGAAUAUAAUACAAAUGGAACGGUAUAUGCAUUAAAGAAUGCGCGACUGCAAAAUAUAGAGAAACCGUUGAACAAAGUCAACACUUCCGAUCCAAGACGACAUGUCCUACAAAUGGAUAGUAAUCUCGAAAAAACGAUGAAUCCGCACCUUAUGUCGCCGAGCACCGUUUUUCUGAGCAUAAUGAGAUUUUUCGUGCAUAAAGCAAUGAAGGAUCAAGAAUGUCUGGAUGCCUUGAGGGAAGUGACUCGUGAGAAAGAAAGCUUAGAGGCAUUUAUUACAUUUUUAGAAGAUGAGAACGCUGUGGAGCGACGAUGUCCACUUUUCACGUAA